UCCGCUUCAUUUGUGUGGUUAGCGUCAUAUUUUUCGCUAUUUCACCACAAUCAUGGCCAAAUUCGACUUGACAUCAAAGAUAGGACAGUAUUUGGACCGGCACUUGGUGUUUCCACUGCUGGAGUUCCUCUCGGCUAAGGAGGUGAGCUAGUUUUUCGAUUCCGGAGUUACAUGUGACUUUGAGGUUAUGCGUAUGGCAUGUACAACUUAUGGAUGCUCAGUAGCUGAAUUUUAGAGAGGAUUACUCCGUUGGAGAUGUUUUGUGAUUAUACGUGGCAUUAUCGUGACACUUCAAUCAGGAUUUAUGAUGAGAAUGAAUUACUACACGCCAAGCUAGCUAUUCUCAGCAAAACCAAUAUGAUCGAUUAUGCUAUCGAUAUCAGAAUGCAGUUGUAUCCAGAUGUGGAAGUUCCCGAGACAUUGAAGUCUCGUCGUGCUGAAGUUGUGCAAGAACUCGGAGUUCUCCAGAACAGCGUAUCAGUUGUUGUAUCGAUUAUGAACAACGAAAAGGCGAUGAAAAAAAUGGAGGAAAUGAGGGAUUCAAAAGCCUUGAAUAACUAUUUGACACAAGAAUUGGACUUCCAAAUUGAGAUGUUGGAUAAUCUUGUGAAAUUAGCCAAAUACAGAUACGAGUGUGGAAAUUAUUCCAUCACAACAUCGUAUUUGUACUUCUACAUGCUCAUUAUGCCACCCACAGACAAGAACUACUUGAACGUGCUCUGGGGUAAGUUGGCUUCCGAAAUUCUCGCUCAGAACUGGGAUACAGCUUUGGAGGACGUGAACAAAUUGCGAGAGCACAUCGACAGCAAUGCCAUCGGCAAUUCUCUCCAAGUUCUCCAGCAGCGAACCUGGUUGAUCCACUGGAGUCUUUUCGUGUUCUUUAACCACGCAAAAGGCCGGGACUUGAUAAUCGAUAUGUUUCUAUACCGAUCCCACUACCUCAACGCCAUCCAGACCAUGUGCCCCCACAUUCUGCGGUACUUAGCUGCUGCUGUCAUUGUCAACCGCUCUAGACGUUCCAUUUUGAAGGAUCUCGUCAAGGUCAUCCAGCAGGAGUCUUACACGUAUCGCGAUCCAAUCACAGAGUUCCUAGAGCAUCUCUACGUGAACUUUGACUUUGCUGGCGCACGCCAGAAACUUCAGGAGUGCCAGACGGUCGUCUUCAACGACUUCUUCCUUAUUGCUCUGCUCAAUGAGUUCGUGGAGAACGCGAGGCUCAUGAUCUUUGAGACCUUCUGCAGGAUUCACCAGUGCAUCUCCAUCGGUAUGCUCGCGGAGAAGCUCAACAUGAAGGCUGACGUUGCUGAAUGCUGGAUCGUCAACCUCAUUCGCAAUGCCAGGCUCGAUGCUAAAAUCGACAGCAAACUGGGACAUGUUGUGAUGGGAGGACAGCCCGCUUCACGUUAUCAACAGCUUGUGGAGAAGAUUGAGACACUGAGUGUUAGGAGCGAAGCCCUGGAGAAUCUUAUUGAGAGGAAGUUGAAAGCUAAAAAUCAGGAACCUAUCAGCAUCGUGUGGAAUUAAGGGAAAAGGAAGGCUUGCGCCGGUUCUUGAGGCAACUCUUGAUUGUGAGCUUCAUCCUUAGUAAUUUCAACCUCCUCAUGGUCUUCUUCGUCCUCCAGCAUUCAAGUGGGAAAGUACUGGGCACCACUGUCAUCGUUAUCUUCCUGCAUGACUUCUUGCUUCUCUUCAUUCGUCAGACUGUAUCCCCGGUGAAUCAGGUACUUCUGCUCAUCGAUGGUCGUUUCCCCAGGGUUAAGCCGUUCCGUCUUCAUCACGAAUUGUCGACGUUGACCUUUUGGGACUCGAGCAGACUCUCCUUGAGAGAGGAUCCUUGGAUUUGGUGGUGAACAAGUUGAUGGGAGUGAGAUUCCUCCUGGAGCAUUCUGGAGUGGUUGAGAACGUGAUGAUGUUGCGCGACAAGCUUCUCUACUUCCAGGAGCGAUGAUUUCUUAGAAUCGUACACGUUUAGGGCCUCUGAUGUUGUAUCGUACUGGGUAUUAACAUCGAACUGUGGCACUUCCUCGUGCCAAUCGUCCUCCAAGUGAACGUCCACCUCAUUGCAAAAGAGCUCUUCUUUUAUGUUGAGACCCUCAUAACGUUCACGGAGGACGCUGUCUGCCUGCUCCCCAUGGAGUUUGAACUCAUCGGCGGACGCAAACUUCUCUAUACAGUCACAGCAAACUUGACUGGGGAGACCCGUCACCUUGAAUCAUCCGAAAUGAAAGUUGGGAUGAUAGAGAGAUUUUUUUGGAGCUUGUUAAAUUAAUUUAUUUAUGUUAUUCAAGUUUAUUUGAAUUUCUGUCGAUUCCUCUUUUAAAAAUAAAAGUCAUUGAAUUUGAUCUA
Molecule: messenger RNA, 2346 nt
Organism: Diachasmimorpha longicaudata
Lineage: Eukaryota; Metazoa; Arthropoda; Insecta; Hymenoptera; Braconidae
Product: eukaryotic translation initiation factor 3 subunit E-like
Exons: 5
Coding region: 256-1524 (422 amino acids)
Biological process (GO): translational initiation
Cellular component (GO): nucleus; cytoplasm; eukaryotic translation initiation factor 3 complex
Molecular function (GO): translation initiation factor activity
Source: RefSeq, a predicted model, not a curated record